CCCGCCCCGCGCCGCCGCCGCAGCCCCGCCAGACGCAGCGCGGCUCGGAGCGCGCACGGAGCCUCCCGCAGCCGCCGCCAUGGCCCGGAACCGCCGGGACAGGAGCAGCUGGGGUAGUUUUGCAGACAAGGCUUACGAGUGGAGCUCUGAGGAGGAGGAAUCUGUGAGGAAGGCAGGGCCAGUGCAGGUCCUCAUUGUCAAAGAUGACCACUCCUUUGAGCUGGAUGAAGCCGCCCUGAACCGCAUCCUCCUCUCCGAGGCUGUCAGAGAUAAGGAGGUCGUGGCUGUGUCCGUGGCUGGAGCCUUUAGGAAAGGAAAAUCAUUCCUGAUGGACUUCAUGCUGCGGUACAUGUACAAUAAGGAAGCAGUGGACUGGGUUGGGGAUUACAACGAGCCUCUGACUGGUUUCUCCUGGAGGGGCGGCUCCGAGCGGGAGACGACCGGGAUUCAGAUAUGGAGUGAGGUUUUCCUGGUGGACAAGCCCGAUGGCACCAAGGUCGCGGUGCUGCUGAUGGACACGCAGGGCACCUUUGACAGCCAGUCCACCCUCAGGGACUCGGCCACCGUGUUUGCCCUCAGCACCAUGAUCAGCUCCAUCCAGGUUUAUAACUUGUCCCAGAAUGUGCAGGAGGAUGAUCUGCAGCACUUGCAGCUUUUCACCGAGUAUGGCCGGCUGGCCAUGGAGGAGACAUUCCAGAAGCCUUUCCAGUCCCUUAUAUUCCUUGUUCGUGACUGGAGCUUCCCUUAUGAGUUUUCCUAUGGAUCUGAUGGUGGUGCAAGAUUUUUGGAGAAGAGGCUGAAGGUGUCAGGCAAUCAGCAUGAGGAGCUGCAGAAUGUCAGGAAGCAUAUCCAUUCCUGCUUCACCAAAAUCUCCUGCUUCCUCUUACCUCACCCCGGCCUCAAAGUCGCCACCAACCCCAAUUUCGAUGGAAAACUGAAAGAAAUAGACGAUGAGUUCAUCAAGAACUUGAAGAUUUUGAUUCCUUGGCUUCUCAGUCCUGAGAACCUGGACGUUAAGGAGAUCAAUGGAAACCAUAUCACCUGUCGAGGCCUUGUGGAGUAUUUUAAGGCCUACAUAAAGAUCUACCAAGGGGAGGAGUUGCCACACCCCAAGUCGAUGCUGCAGGCCACAGCAGAAGCCAACAAUUUAGCAGCAGUUGCCACUGCCAAAGACACCUACAGCAAGAGGAUGGAAGAGGUGUGUGGAGGGGACAAACCCUUCCUGGCUCCCAGCGACCUGCAGGCCAAGCACGUGGAGCUGAAGGACGAGGCCGUGCGGCUUUUCCGCGGGGUGAAGAAGAUGGGAGGGGAGGAGUUCAGCCGGCGCUACCUGCAGCAGCUGGAGGCCGAGAUCGACGAGCUCUACAUCCAGUACAUCAAACACAACGACAGCAAGAACAUCUUCCACGCCGCCCGCACCCCGGCCACGCUCUUCGUCGUCAUCUUCAUCACCUACGUGCUGGCCGGCGUCACCGGCUUCAUUGGCUUGGACAUCAUAGCCAGCCUGUGCAACAUGAUUCUGGGCUUGACACUUAUCACACUCUGUACCUGGGCUUAUAUCAGAUACUCUGGGGAGUACAGAGAACUGGGCGCAGUAAUAGACCAAGUGGCCGCAGCCUUGUGGGACCAGGGAAGCACCAAUGAGGCCUUGUACAAGCUGUACAGCGCGGCUGCCACCCACAGACACCUGUACCACCACGCCUUUCCUGCGCAGCGAGCCGAGCCCGCCGACGGCGCCGACAGGAAGAAGGUGUAGGGAAUAACCCCACAGGGCACAGUCCCGGCCUGUUCCCAGCCGUGCAUGGCCGAGGCACGGACGUCUCCUCCUCGGAUCGACAUCCUCACCCCGUGUCCAUCCCCGAUCCCGCUGGGAGCAGGCGGAGCGGCCCCGCCGGGGCAGGGCCAGCAUGGAUGUGUCCUGUCCCUGUGUACAUACGGCACUGCCGCAGCCCAGAGCUUUGGUUUGUCAUAGCCAGCGACUCCCAGCUCGUUUAUGAAGCCUUAUUUCCCCCUUCUUAAUUAGUCACCACUGAGGAAACGAUAAUUUACGUGAUACCGCAACUAAAAAGGCUGAAGCUUAUCCAAGAGCCAGUUUAUUUCAGGUACUUGAACAAGUUGUAACAUGUAACCACGGUUUUUUCCUUCGUUUAACUGUUCAAUGACAUAAACAUGAUUAAAAUGUAUUAACUUGCUUUAUCAGACACUGUAAGGGCACUUCUGCUAUGGUCUGUUAACGGUGCUGUGAGGAACGCCGCCGUUGCUGUUUGUCUGCACAAAGUGUCACUUUGUAGCUGUGUUGGAGGAAGUUUCACUGUAUUUCUGUACAUAUUUAUCCAUGAUAGUGCAUAGGACGUGUGGUACAGUUCUAUUCUUUUAUUGUCAGGACUAUUAAAGUUUGCUUCUGGUUCCUAA
This is a messenger RNA of Corvus hawaiiensis (hawaiian crow), 2412 nucleotides long. RefSeq names its product atlastin GTPase 1 (gene ATL1). Gene Ontology annotation, molecular function: GTPase activity; GTP binding. The record is from RefSeq and is a predicted model, not a curated record. The transcript is spliced from 14 exons. Gene Ontology annotation, biological process: endoplasmic reticulum organization; protein homooligomerization. NCBI's taxonomy places the organism in Eukaryota, Metazoa, Chordata, Aves, Passeriformes, Corvidae. The coding region runs from base 80 to 1756 and encodes 558 amino acids.